CAUUUGAUUUCAAUUCGGCCGCUCGCUACUCGCUGUCGCUGUCAAAAGUUUAUUUCCCCGCGUUCGGAACGGUUGAGUUUUUCUUCUUUUCUUCGUGCGCUGCAUUUUGAACGUACACACGGGGUGGUGUUUGGUCGUCGGCAAUCGGCAUUCUUCUUGUGUUCGAAUUUUUACAUAAAACAAAAAGAAACUUACUCAAUUUCUUUUCUUUCUAUUAAUUUAAAAAAUCCAAAUUUUAUUUCUAUUUCGGUGAAACUCCUGGAUUUUGGCUUUUUUCCCGAACUUAUUACGCGAAAUUUCUCUCUUGUCGCUUGUCGCCCCACAGCAGUUCGUUUUUUUUUACUUCUUGUAAAGAGUGAAACUCGAUUAUCUUCUUAUUUCGCCCCGUUCUUGAGUUUUAUAUUUAUUACUGCUCUCCUUAUUGAUAAAAAGAAAAUUUUUUAACAAUAAAAAAAAGGAAAACAAGAAGAACAGAACACAAGACAAAAAAAACGGAACCUAAUCGAAAAUGUCAUUUCGUGUUGUACGAAGUUCGAAAUUUCGUCACGUCUAUGGCCAGGCACUGAAACGUGAGCAAUGCUAUGAUAACAUUCGGGUAUCGAAAAGCAGUUGGGAUUCAACAUUCUGUGCUGUAAAUCCCAAAUUUUUGGCAAUCAUUGUCGAGUCAGCUGGUGGUGGAGCUUUUAUUGUCUUGCCACACAAUAAGGUUGGUAGAAUUGCAGCAGAUCAUCCAUUAGUAGGCGGUCACAAAGGUCCUGUUCUAGAUAUUGCAUGGUGCCCACACAAUGACAAUGUCAUUGCUUCUGGUUCAGAAGAUUGUGUUGUUAAAGUUUGGCAAAUACCUGAUGGUGGUCUAUCAAGAACUCUUACCGAUCCAGUCGUAGAUCUUGUAUUUCAUCAAAGAAGAGUUGGUCUAGUGUUAUGGCAUCCAUCAGCGUUAAAUAUCCUCCUUACAGCUGGUUCAGAUAAUCAAGUUGUCAUCUGGAAUGUGGGUACUGGUGAUAUACUCGUGCACAUUGAUAGUCAUCCGGAUAUUGUUUAUAGUGCCUGCUUUAACUGGGACGGUUCGAAGUUAGUAACAACAUGUAAGGAUAAGAAAAUCCGUAUCAUAGAUCCGCGCACAGGUGAAGUGGAAAGUGAAGCUCUUUGCCAUGAAGGAUCGAAAGCAACACGUGCCCUCUUCCUGCGACAUGGUCUAAUUUUCACAACCGGUUUCAAUCGAUCAUCGGAACGUCAGUACUCACUACGAGCACCCGAUGCUCUUAGUGAACCAAUUGUGAUGGUUGAGCUGGAUACGUCUAACGGUGUUAUGUUCCCUCUGUAUGAUCCUGAUACGAAUUUGAUUUACCUUUGUGGUAAAGGUGAUUCGGUCAUACGUUAUUUUGAAAUUACACCAGAACCACCAUUUGUACAUUAUAUUAAUACGUUUCAAACGCCGGAUCCUCAACGUGGUAUUGGUAUGAUGCCGAAACGUGGAUGUGAUGUUACAACCUGCGAAAUAUCUAAAUUCUAUCGUCUCAAUAAUAAUGGACUGUGCCAAGUUAUAUCAAUGACAGUACCAAGGAAAUCGGAUCUGUUCCAAGAGGAUUUAUAUCCGGAUACUUUGUCAGAUGAUGCUGCAUUAACGGCUGAAGAAUGGGUUGCCGGACAAGAUGCUGAUCCAGUUGUAAUAUCGCUUAAAGAUCGUGUAUCUAUUGUACAGGGAGGCUAUAAGUCAGGCACCAAAUCACUAUCGGUGACGAAAAAAGCCAAUAUCCUAAAUAAAAGUUCGAAGACUGGCGGUUCUGGUGGUGGAAGCAGUGGUGGAGGCGGUGGAAGUGCAUCAAAGGGAGUCGAUCUUUCAAUAGGCAACUCGAAUGCAUCAAAUAACAAUGAUAGUGGUUCUGUUAGUGGCAUUAGUGAAAAGGACCUCCGUGACAUAACUGAUGAAAUUCGAAAACUCAAAGCAAUUAUUGUCAAGCACGAGAAUCGAAUUCGAGCUCUAGAAGCUGCAUUCAAGGCGCAAGAAGAAGACGUAGCGGAUGCGGCUCCAGCCAAUAAGUCAGGUGCUUCGUCUGCCAAUAAUAGUGAAACAAAAACGACGGCGAACGAUAACUCCACAUCGAGCAAGGAUAAUGAUAAAAGUGCCAACAAUGAUAGUCACACAAAACUAGCACCUGACGAUGUGUAAAUUGUCGAAAAUCCCCCUUUACCCCUUACCACCUACAUCUAUAUUAUUAUUAUUAUUUUCAUAACAAAAAAUAAUUGUUUUAUAUAUAUUUAAAAACAAAAUGAGAAACAAAAAAAAAAACAGAUUUUAUGUUUUUUUUUUAUACAAAAUAUUUUAUUUUUUACAAUAUUUUAUUUCUUUUGAGAAACAAAAAUGUUUUACUAAUUAAAAAUAAUAAACAAAAAGUAAAUGAUUUUAAAGUAAACAAAAAUACUGUUGAUGUGUAAGUAAGAGAAAAGAAAAACAAUCAACAAUAAUUAUUAUUUUAACAUUUGUUUUUGUAAUAAAAAUUUAAAAAAAUAAAAACAAACUCAAUCAUUUAUUAUAUACCUAGAAUGAAAGCUGAAACAAUUAUUAACCUAUAUACUACGCCAAAUUAACAUGCAUUAAGUACCAAACUGUUGAUUUUUAUUUUUUUUUUAUUAAUUAUAGUAUUUUUUAAUUGAUAACACAAUAAAAUAAA
Eupeodes corollae is the source of this 2672-nucleotide messenger RNA. It is a transcript of the gene coro, whose product is annotated as coronin-1C-A. The coding region runs from base 509 to 2170 and encodes 553 amino acids. The record is from RefSeq and is a predicted model, not a curated record. Lineage: Eukaryota; Metazoa; Arthropoda; Insecta; Diptera; Syrphidae. The transcript has 7 exons. Gene Ontology annotation, biological process: actin filament organization. Gene Ontology annotation, molecular function: actin filament binding.